AUGGCCAGCAUCGAAUCCAUCAACGAAGGUGUCCUCAUCAAUGGCUCCAUCAAGGACUCUUACCGCAAGAUCCUGACCCCCGAGGCCACCGCCUUCCUGGCUCUCCUCCACCGAACAUUCAACGGCACCCGUAAAGCUCUGCUCCAGAGACGGGUGAGCCGGCAGCAAGAGCUUGACCGCGGUGGUCUGCCGGAUUUUCUCCCGGAAACCAAGCACAUCCGCGACGAUGACACGUGGAAAGCUGCUCCUCCCGCUCCUGGUCUCAUUGACCGACGGGUGGAAAUCACCGGACCUACGGAUCGGAAGAUGGUCGUCAAUGCCUUGAACAGCAAUGUCUGGACAUACAUGGCCGACUUCGAAGAUUCCCAAGCCCCUACCUGGGACAACCAGGUCGCGGGACAAGUAAACCUCUACGACGCUAUUCGGAGACAGAUCGAUUUCAAGCAAGGGGAGAAAGAGUACAAACUGCGGAGCGAUCGCGUCCUCCCUACGUUGAUCGCCCGUCCUCGAGGCUGGCAUCUGGAGGAGAAGCAUUUCACCGUUGACGGUGAGCCCAUCUCGGGCUCCCUCUUCGACUUUGGCCUGUACUUCUUCCACAAUGCCGUUGAACUGGUCAAGCGAGGCACCGGCCCGUACUUCUACCUCCCCAAGAUGGAGUCUCACCUCGAGGCGAGACUGUGGAAUGACGUGUUCAACCUGGCCCAAGAUUAUAUUGGCAUCUCCCGGGGCACCAUCCGAGGUACCGUCCUCAUCGAGACCAUCACCGCGGCCUUCGAAAUGGACGAGAUCAUCUUCGAGCUUCGUGACCACUCGUCAGGUCUCAACUGCGGCCGGUGGGACUACAUCUUCUCCGUCAUCAAGAAAUUCCGCCAAAACCCGAACUUUGUCCUUCCGGAUCGAUCCGCCGUUACCAUGACCGUCCCCUUUAUGGAUUCAUAUGUCCGACUGCUCAUCAAGACUUGCCACCGUCGAGGUGUGCACGCAAUGGGUGGUAUGGCCGCCCAGAUCCCCAUCAAGGAUAACCCCGAAGCCAACGAAAAGGCCAUGGAUAAUGUCCGACAGGACAAACUCCGAGAAGUCCGGGCUGGCCACGACGGCACCUGGGUUGCGCAUCCUGCUCUCGCAUCCAUCGCCUCGGAUGUGUUCAACAAAUACAUGCCGACCCCCAACCAGCUCUUCAAGCGUCGGGAAGAUGUCUCCGUGACCAGGAACGAUCUCUUGAAUACGAACAUGCAGGGUACGGUGACUGAAGAAGGUAUCAGGAAGAACCUCAACAUCGGCCUUGGCUACAUGGAAGGCUGGCUACGGGGAGUCGGCUGUGUUCCCAUUAACUACUUGAUGGAGGAUGCUGCCACCGCCGAGGUUUCACGAUCUCAAUUGUGGCAAUGGGUCAGACAUGGCGUCAAGACGGCCGAGGGCAAGACCGUUGAUAAGGAAUAUGCGCUGAGACUGUUGAAGGAGCAAGCCGACGAACUGGCGGCCAAGGCUCCCAAGGGCAACAAGUUCGCUCUUGCUGCCAGAUAUUUCGAGGGCCAAGUGACAGGUGAAGAUUACGCCGAUUUCUUGACGAGCCUACUAUACAACGAGAUCACGACCGUUGGAUCAUCGCAGCCCGUGGCCAAGUUGUAA
This is a messenger RNA of Capronia epimyces CBS 606.96, 1629 nucleotides long. RefSeq names its product malate synthase, glyoxysomal. The transcript has 3 exons. Gene Ontology annotation, molecular function: malate synthase activity. The record is from RefSeq and is a predicted model, not a curated record. Gene Ontology annotation, cellular component: cytoplasm; peroxisomal matrix. Bases 1 to 1629 code for a protein of 542 amino acids. NCBI's taxonomy places the organism in Eukaryota, Fungi, Ascomycota, Eurotiomycetes, Chaetothyriales, Herpotrichiellaceae. Gene Ontology annotation, biological process: glyoxylate cycle.